AUGGUAGCAGCAAUCCGAGGCAAGAAGACCGCAGCGACAGCGAAGCGGAAGGCGCUGGCGGCCAAGGUCAAGGCUUCUGCUGCCAAAGACGCCGACACGAGAUGUGUCACGCGUCCUGCGUCCCAGCAGACGGUCACGCGGCACCGCGAGGAAGAGUUUCUGGCGCUCGUGCGCUUCGCUUUACAGAGCAACUUGGCACUGACUGGCAGCGCGGGAAAGUCGGUCUCUACUACGUGCACCACGCUGCUAACGUCGCUGUGUGCGAGAGACAAGGUGCUGCCGCCCACGCAGAUCCUAUCGAAGCUGCCGCGGAAUGAGCGCAAGCGCGUGUGUGGCGCCAUCUUUUCGGCCGACGAGAUCUCGUACAGCUGUCGCAAUUGCCAGUUGGACGCCACGUGCGUCAUGUGCAAGGACUGUUUCGUCCACAGCGACCACGUGGGACACGACGUGUACUUCCAGCGGACCACGGCUGGCAGCUCCUGUGACUGUGGCGAUGUCCACGCGUGGAAGAAAAGCGGCUUUUGCUCGAGACAUAAAGGAGUCACGUCGUCGAACGCUGGAGUGCAAAAACAUAAGCUACCGAAACCCAUUUGCUCAGCGGCAACUGUCGUGAUUGGUGCAGUUGUGGAGCAUGUUUUUCAGGUGUUGCUGGGAACGGAGUAUGGUUUCGAGCUUGCAGAAGCGUUGGAGCUGUUUACAAGAGACAUUCCGCCAAAUUUGUUACCAAUUCAAAGCGAUAUGGAUGGACCAGAUGCUGCCGGAAGUAAAGCGAGCACUGCAUUCAGUAGAAGUCGGUCAACAGUAGCGUCAACGCGAUCGAUGCGAUUAUCGGCGCAGUAUACGGCUGAACCUGGAUCGAGAACUGUCGGGCCUGGUGGCAGGCUAGAGGCACAAGCAAACGAAGUGAAGCUCGGGGCGAUUGGCUCAAGCGAUGAAGUGCUUUUUGGUAUUCGUCUUCACAAUGACGAUAUUCAUUCGCUGAAUGAAGUGAUAAAUCAUCUGUACGCGGAAUUGGGUCUAUCUAAAUCUCAGGCGCGCAGUGUUGUCAGUCAAGUAGACGAUCAGGGCGAUGCAACAAUUUCAACGAAAUCGCUGCUAUUAUGCCCGGGAGUUGUUGGAAAUCUAGUGCGUCGCUCACUGAACGUCUCUGUCGCACCUACUUGGUGGGAAAAGCAGAUGGAAGGGUUGCCCGCUCUUUUGGAGUGGCUGCACUAUAUUAGCACAACGUCAGAUGGGCUGAGCGAGAUUGUGUCGGAGGCACUUCAAAACUACCGAAGUCCCGUCCUCCGAGGAUUUAUGCCCGCGUCAAGCACUUUGCCCAAGAAAACGACGGUUCAGGAGUUUGUAAGGGAGCGCCGCAUCCGCCUUCACGAUCACGCUUUAGAUGUCCUUGUUGGCCUCGUUGCUGGAGGUAAGGACGUUUACAUGUGGGCAUGCGAGCAAGAAGCAGCACAGCGUCAGCGCUUUGAUUUUCGUGCGGAAGGCGGCACGGCUUCUGUGGCAUCUACAGGUUUGCUCGCUGGAGGGAAACACGUCAGCUGUAGAAACGUGUUUCUUGAUGAGUUUAUCAAGGCUGUGUCACUGAGUCCAUCGUACCGCAGCCAUGGUCGUGUCCGGCAAAGCUUUGAUGUAGUCGUGGCAAAAUAUUUUGCAUCGGAUCGAAUGAGUGAUGCUGGCACUGCUACAUCAGCUCUAGCGUUACUCAUGCGGUACGACUGUACGUUGCGAAGGAACGCUGUGGAGCGGUUGCACGCAUUGUUACGUGAGCACCUGGUUGACAUUCAGUUUCGGGCUAGCAUGCUAGAGGCAUAUUUGCAAUCGUACGCCUCAAUGACCCGUAUGUUCCUCCGUGGCCUGGACAAUUCGAACGAGUCUAUUUUCGAUUUUGCCGAGCAGUUCUUGACUGUACCGCAUCUGGUACAAAAGUACACAGCACACUCCAGUAAACUGGAGCUGGUUCGGGAAUUACUUUGUGCUUUACACACAGUACUUAAGUCUGCUGUCGACGACAAGAAAGGGAGCGUGAACGCUGACCACCCUGCUCUUAGCAGUCAGAAAUAUAAGCACUGUGUCGAGAACAUGGAAUGCGUAUUCAGUAUCGGUGCUCUCUCGAGCGAUCUCGUGUGUAGCGCGGAAAAUUUGAAAAUUUGGCUUUCUUGUCUGAGCAUUCUUCAGGGCGGCGAUCCUCAAGUACGUCGGGGCUUUCACCAAAAUCAUGUGGAAUACGAAUCAGACAGCUGGUUGUCAAUGUUCAAUCUUGGUAUUCGCAUUCACUCGAUCUUUGCGAUCGCCUGGAACGGUUUUCGCCCGGUCGAGUUUGUAACGCCUAAAGUGGAUGUAGCUGCAAUAGUCCGCCCUAUUAUAGAAGCCACCAUUUCGUCAUCAACCCGCGCCAAUGAACGAACGGCGAAGAAGAUGUUGGUUUCAGUGACGAGGCUUGUGUGUGGGGACAGAGGGGUUGCUGGGAACCAAGAAGAAGAUCGUAUCAUGACGUACGACUUUAACGUAGCAUCCCAGCCAACCUCGCUCCACAUACCUUUACACCGUUUCCUGACAGCUGCUGUGCGGCAUGUCUGCAUUAGCCCAACGGGUUUAGGAGACUCCAUUCCUUCAGACGGGAUUUUGAGAAUUUUUGGGUUUGAUGAACUGCCGGUUGACAUGCAAUGGGAGCUCGUGGAGAUGCCACUUCGAUGUUUGGUGAUGGCAUCUCAAAUCCACUCCAAUCUUUGGCGUCGAAAUGGAGAUGAAAAUAUGCUGGCACAGCUGUACAACUAUUCAGCACUACCUUAUUGCAUCCACUACCGUGACGCCGACACACUGAUGCUACAGCUCGGUGUGCUCAUGACUGGCGCUGAUGCCCUUUUGGCACGAAUGAUAGAUCGAUUCCAACUUGGCAGUUAUUUCACACUGCCUCGUAAUACUUCGUUAACAAAAUCCGAUCAAGAUAGCUUGACAGGAUCUGACGGUUUGGUGAAGCAGCUUGGGUUUGCGGAAGUAGAACAGGGAAUAGAUAAACAACAGAGCCUGCAGAUGCUUGAAGAGUUUUUGCGUCUCGUGAUCACACUUGGCACGAGUCUUCCGAGCACGACUGGUUCAACGUACGAUAACGAGUAUUUGGCGGAAGAGAUGCUGCAGCAGUUGUGUGCAAAGUCACUACCAUUUAGUAAGCUCUCUGAUCUGGCUGUCCUGCCAUCAGGCCAGGAUGAUAUCCCGACAGCGCGGCUGGAAGCGGUUCUCGCGACUGUGUCUGAUUUCGUACCAUCAUCUGGGCUUGAGCCGGGCCGUUACCAAUUGAAAGAAGGUAUGCUAGAGAGCUAUAACCCGUACUUUCUUCACUUGAACCGUGAAGCGCACGAGCUAGCUCGGGAUCGUUGGACGACCCACCGCAAUACGUGCCGCCUGAAGUCGAAGCAAGCUACCCCCGGUAGCCCCCCGAAGGAGCCAUUGAAGGCAGUCAAACCUCCGGUUGAUUUCUUACGCCCAGUCCAAGCGAUCCUGACAUGCGAGAGUACUGUGGCGAUUGCUCAUGUUAUUCUUUGGAAGGUACUAUCCUCGGGUCAUUCUGAGUCAGCGUCAGCAGGUUCGGAGAAAAGUGUCUCCGACGCUAUCGUUUCGACUUGUUUGCACUUGCUGGUCCACGGUGUCCACACGGCGUCAUUUGGCUCCGAUCAUCACUUCUGGACUCGACUAAACACGGCAAAUGCUGCUACCUCUGGGUUGUCACUUCUAAACCUUUUGAGCCAAGUACUCGAGCGGGCGUCACUUCUACUUGAUAGCGAACAGAUUGGUACGGUCGAGUGGCUUAUUUGGAAAAUUUCUGCUGAAUCAUCUGUUUGUCGAGAAACAUUUGAGCAGUUUGCUCGUGAUCCAGGGGAAACGCAAAAGAAGACGAAUGUGUCGCUGUUGUUAUCAAGUGGUUCCGUACAAGGUGGCCCUUCCAAGUCGAUGACCCUAGAACAACGAAAAAUGGAGGCAAGGAGAAGAGCAAUGGCUGCAAUGGCAAAGCGUCAAGCCGAUUUCCAAGCGAUGGUGGACAUUUCGGAUAAAAAAGGGCGAGUGAAAAUGGAUGCAUUGGCGGAAGACAAGUCAACUUGUGAGACCCGUUCGUCUUUGGGUAAACGUAAGGCUUUGGCUGCUGACCAAAUGGAGGAAGUUACGUCAACGGACCGAAAGCUAAAUAAUGAGCGAAGCUGCAGCUGUAUUCUUUGCCAUGACACCUCGAAUCCAGGCCAAAUGGGAAUCGCAGCUUACGUUCAUCAGUCCACCGUCUUAGCUCCUGGGUUUAGACCAGAGCCAAGCGAAGCGCUCGGCUUAGAGGGCAGGAAGACGCGUAUCCGUGUGAAAAGUAUAGUCGAGAAGAUGGGGCUGUGUUCGGAUGGCGGCUCGGCCUCAUCUGAUAUUGCAAAUUUGUCGCCAACCCUGCGUGCUUUUGCAAGCACUUUUCCUGAAUGGUACAUGGACAGCAUGUUGGAUGAUGACCUUACUCGUGAUAACACGGCAAAUAACAGUCCACGAGCGCCGACGACUCGCCGCCAGCGCAAUGAUCGCAUCCGCUUUGGGAACGGAAACAUUCCGAUGCUCGGAGGUGAGCUCCUGGAGACGGAAGAAGAUUUCGGAGUUCUUGAAAGUGCUUUGGAUCUUCGUGAGGACCAACGACUUUUCCCAGUGGAUGGGCGCGGCGCUGUGGGUUUGGAUCGUCGCGGCGAUGUGAUUGAAUCACGUGGAUUGAGAGAUCGUAACGCAGCUCGUGGUGGCAAUACUCGUGACCCAGGUGGGGAUGACAACGAAGAAGUAAGUCUUCCCCGUUUUCGCCCGGAACAAAUGCCACCCGGAUUCGGUCGGCCUCACCAAAGUGCCAAAUUGUACGUCACCCCAUGUGGAUUACACAUCCGUACAUGCCAGCACGCGGUGCACAUCCAAUGCCUUGAACGCUACAUCACUUCAUUGCAUGACAAAGCCAUGCGCGGUGAAGAAUUUGACGGCGUUCAAGCAAUCGACCCGGAUUCAGCAAUGACGCAGUUUUUGUGUCCUUUGUGCAAAACGUUGAGUAAUUUCUUAAUCCCCGCAUCGACUCCUCAUCUUUCCAUCGAAAACGGGGAAAUGUGUGAGUAUAAAAGUGCAAUAGGUGCGCCGAUACGCGACGAAGAAGGGAAACUUGCUUCUUGGGACGGUAUAGUAGCGGAACAAUUAUUAAUGCCUGGAUGGUACCGUUCAGUGCUCGGGCGCGACGGUAAAUUCGAAGAUAGUGACAACGAUACUGAACACGACUCAUGGCGGGAUUAUUACGAGGAAACGCUGUGGGAACCCCAUGGCAGUUUGGAAAAGGGCGCACCUUUCCUGUGGUCUGCGUGUGCGUUCACCCUGGCCUCGUUUUUGAUUGUUGUAGAGGACGAGUGUCGUGCAGACCCCAGCUGCAAUUCAACGUUCGAUCCACUUACAGACCGAUGUCCCCCAUCGAUGGAAAAAGAGUUUGAGUCGCUGAUAGCGGUCACGAAGUUUUGCAGAUGGACGUUCUCGCUUUUGGAGCAUAGUGCUGACGCGAAGGUGAUUUGGGAAACCGCGAAACGUUGCUGCCCAAUCAAUACCGAGACAAACCGCGAGUACCGCAAGUAUACGAAGGUCCUUGGUUCGAUCGAUGCUUGUCUACGCGGAACUAUUCUGGGUCUGCUCGUAGCGGACACUUUCACAGCUUUCGUGGUGGCCAGCGUGAUCGCAAAUGGACUUGAGACUAUUUGGCGGUCUAUUCCAGUAUUCAGCGCUGCUGAUUUAUUACAGCGUCUGCAUACCGAAUUUUUUCAGCCUGGCAAGCUUGAGGGGGUAUCGCUGUUUGAAGACAAAUCGUCUGCCGACGCAACUACCGAGGCAGAGCACAUGGUAGUCACAGCUACGGCAGCGACUAGCGACUCUGCCUUGGCUCCGCGUCGCACUCGAAGUGGCCGUGCUAUCGGCUGUGCUACGAGUACUCGACCUGCUGAGGCUCCCACGAGGUCCGCAAAAGAGUUGAUGCGAGCAAUGGAAGCUUUGGGCGAGGGGGGCUCUGAGGCAUAUGCUGUGCUGCAGCUUUUGCAGCGAAUGACAAAGGUGUAUUCUGCCGAGCAGCUAAAGCCAUUCACGACCGCGAGCAAUAUAAUCGUCCGACUGAAGCACAUUGUAGACGCAAACAAUGCUUUCGUGCGCCGCAUGCAGUUAUUCUGGCGCUGUCUGGCGAAUGAAGGUACCAGUGCACCCACAAGUACUAGGACGAUGCAGAUCCCAACAUUGAUCGACGUCGCCCGUAGCUCAGAUGCUACAUUUGACCAAAUUUGGCGAUGGUGCAUGGACCGUAUGCUCAGCAAGGCCUACUUGGGAGCUUCAAAGGCCGGCGACAAGUGCGAACACACUGAAGGCUGCAGCGAGGCCUAUGUUGCUAGCAUGUUCAUCCUUCGUGACAUACCCACGCGACCACGAUUAAUCGAGUUGCCCAUCCAAUUCGACGAGCUUUACAGCGAGAUGGCAGGCCGCAAAUGCACGCGAUGUGAAAAAGCGCCCUGCGAUCCAGGUCUGUGCUUAAUAUGUGGCGAGUACCUGUGCUGCGGAGAUUCGUGCUGCACCCGUACUUUCAUGCCACAUGGACCACCGGUUGGCGAGUGCACGCGCCAUGCUGCAGAAUGUGGAGGUGGUGUGGGCAUUGUGCUUCUGCUCGAACAGUGCCGCAUCGCGAUUAUAGGAGGCAGUAUGGCAGCGUAUUUUCCAUGUCUAUACGUUGACUCCCAUGGAGAAGAAGACGUGGGCCUUCAACGGGGACGACCGCUUCGGCUAGAUUUGGCUCGCUACCGGUAUCUCGAGUCACUGUGGCUCAAGCAUCGUAUUUUCACGGAGGUUUCGCGCCAGCGCAACCAGCGAGACCCGCAAUAUACGAUCAACCUGUCGUACUUAUAG
Messenger RNA from Peronospora matthiolae, 6918 nucleotides. NCBI's taxonomy places the organism in Eukaryota, Oomycota, Peronosporomycetes, Peronosporales, Peronosporaceae. The record is from the annotation of a GenBank genome assembly.